Messenger RNA from Carcharodon carcharias (great white shark), 849 nucleotides. RefSeq names its product forkhead box L2-like (gene foxl2l). Gene Ontology annotation, biological process: regulation of transcription by RNA polymerase II; anatomical structure morphogenesis; cell differentiation. The coding region runs from base 1 to 849 and encodes 282 amino acids. NCBI's taxonomy places the organism in Eukaryota, Metazoa, Chordata, Chondrichthyes, Lamniformes, Lamnidae. The transcript has a single exon. The record is from RefSeq and is a predicted model, not a curated record. Gene Ontology annotation, molecular function: DNA-binding transcription factor activity, RNA polymerase II-specific; RNA polymerase II cis-regulatory region sequence-specific DNA binding.
AUGGAAAUGUUUCACGAUAAGGAGAGCUAUGAUCCAGAAGGGGUCAGCGACGAUUCCUCUGUUCGAGACGAGUCAAUUCUGGAGAAGACCAGGGACAAGGAGUCCAGGGAGAAGGCUGACCUUUCUCAGAAGCCACCCUAUUCUUACGUGGCCUUAAUAGCCAUGGCGAUAAAGGACAGUCAGGAGAAGAGGCUCACUCUCAAUGGCAUCUACCAGUAUAUCGUUGCUAAGUUCCCAUACUAUGAAAAAAACAAGAAAGGGUGGCAAAAUAGCAUCAGGCACAACCUUAGCCUGAACGAAUGUUUUGUCAAAGUUCCCAGAGAAGGUGGGGGAGAGAGGAAGGGCAACUACUGGACUUUGGAUCCGGCUUUUGAAGACAUGUUUGAUAAGGGGAAUUACAGAAGGAGAAGGAGAGUUAAGAGGCCGUACAGACCGUCUUCAUCCCCCUUUCUGCCUGGAAAGCCGUGUGUGAAUUACUCGGACCCGUUUUACUACCAAACUCCCAAGUACCUGCAGGCCCCCUUUGCGAGCAGUUCGUGGUCAAUGAGCCAAGGACAGUCGACUGCCUCGAUGACCUACCACCAGUCCUGCCAGGCUGCCAAUGGCAACGUCAGCCCGGUUCAGAUGAAUGGACUCGCCUCAUCUUACGGCCCUUAUUCUCGAAUGCAGAGCUUGCCUUUAGUCCCGGGACCCUCUAGCCCCUAUGGCGGUAUGAGCCAACAGAUGAGCCCGGGGGCACAUGCAGCGAGCAGCGGAUACCAGCUCUCAUGCGCCCGGCAACCCGAGGUGCCAGUAGUGCACUGCUCGUAUUGGGAAUAUGGACCGAUGGCCACCAGAAUGGAUAUGUAA